AUGCUCAGAGUCAACAAGCUUUUUGGAUCUCUGUUCAUAAUCUCUCUCUCCUUUCCUCUCUCUGUAUUCAGAUCUGUUCAUAAUCAUUCUCUCCUUUCCUCUCUCUGUAUUCAGAUCUCUCUUUAUAAUCUCUCACAGUGUAUUCAGAUCUCUGUUCAUAAUCACUCUCUCAUUUCCUCUCUCAGUAUUCAGAUCUCUCUUUGUAAUCUCUCUCUGUGUAUUCAGAUCUCUGUUCAUAAUCUCUUUCUCCUUUCCUCUCUCUGUAUUCAGAUCUCGCUUUAUAAUCUCUCACAGUGUAUUCAAAUCCCUGUUCAUAAUCACUCUCUCCUUUCAUCUCUCUGUAUUCAGAUCUCUCUUUAUAAUCUCUCACUGUGUAUUCAGAUCUCUGUUCAUAAUCACUCUCCCCUUUCAUCUCUCUGUAUUCAGAUCUCUCUUUGUAAUCUCUCUCUGUGUAUUCAGAUCUCUCUUUAUAAUCUCACUCUCCUUUCCUCUCUCUGUAUUCAGAUCUCUCUUUAUAAUCUCUCACUGUGUAUUCAAAUCUCUGUUCAUAAUCACUCUCUCCUUUCCUCUCUCUGUAUUCAGAUUUCUCUUUAUAAUCUCUCUCUCUCUGUAUUCAGAUCUAACUUUGCUUGCUCAUUAACUAUCUAUUUAUAUUAG
Molecule: messenger RNA, 657 nt
Organism: Acanthosepion pharaonis
Lineage: Eukaryota; Metazoa; Mollusca; Cephalopoda; Sepiida; Sepiidae
Source: the annotation of a GenBank genome assembly